AUGACGGUUCAUCGGCAGAAAAGCGAUAAGCGGAAGAGAACGAAGUCGCGAUUGGUGAAGUUUGAAGAAUUGCCGGAAUAUUUGAAAGAUAAUGAGUUCAUUUUGGAUCAUUACCGGUCGGAAUGGCCGGUGAAGGAUUCUUUGUUGAGCGUUUUCGCGUGGCACAACGAGACGCUAAAUGUUUGGACUCAUUUAGGAGGGUUUUUGAUAUUCGCGGCGAUGGCGGUGGUGAGUUUUCCGGCGGCGACGGAACUCGGAGGAGGAGGAGGUUUUCUCUCUAAAAUUUACAGAGUAGGAGCCGUGGGAAAGCAGAUCAACGGUUCUGAAUCUCAAAACAAAGGCUCUCAGGAUUGGCAUUUGAGACAGAUAUUGGAAGUAACCAUCUUUGAUGGAGUUACAGAAACAAUUCCAAGAUGGCCAUGGUUCAUUUUCUUAGUUGGAGGAAUGUGUUGCUUAGCUUGCAGCUCUAUUUCUCAUCUUCUAGCUUGCCACUCCAAACGCUUUAACCUCUUUUUCUGGCGUCUAGAUUACGCCGGAAUAUCAAUUAUGAUAGUAUCCUCUUUCUAUGCUCCAAUUUACUACGUAUUUUUCUGCAAUCCAUACGCAAGAUUACUCUAUUUGACAUCAAUAUCAGUCCUUGGAGUAGUCGCAGUAAUAACCCUUCUUUCCCCGACACUUUCAGCUCCUCGGUUUCGAACCUUUAGAGCAUCAUUGUUCCUUUCAAUGGGAUUUUCUGGUGUUAUUCCAGCAGUUCAUGCACUUGUAAGCCACUGGGGUCAGUCGCAUAUUGUAGUUGCAAUUGGAUAUGAGGUGAUAACGGGGAUUCUGUAUGCCACAGGUGUUGUGUUUUAUGUGACUAGAAUACCAGAGAGAUGGAAGCCUGGAGCAUUUGAUAUUGCAGGACAUAGUCAUCAGAUAUUUCAUGUUUUUGUUGUUCUUGGGGCACUUGCACAUAGCACUGCCACACUUGUCAUUAUGGAUUUUCGAAGGGGAUCACCCACCUGUGCAUUUUAG
Lathyrus sativus (Indian pea) is the source of this 1014-nucleotide messenger RNA. The record is from the annotation of a GenBank genome assembly. Lineage: Eukaryota; Viridiplantae; Streptophyta; Magnoliopsida; Fabales; Fabaceae.